CCAUGUUGGAAAGUUGAAAAAGUCUCCUCGCGAGAAGGAUAAACAAUCCAAGGUUUAUAUUGAGAUGUAAAUUGAAAAUUUGUUUAUCAAGAUUGAAUUCUUAAAAGACUUUUUAAAGGAACUAUGGAAAGCUGAAGCACAGCGAGAGUUAACUACUGCAACAAAUUUGUAAGCAAAUUCAACUUUCUGAACUUUGCAUCGCUAACAUGUCUUCUUCCACGAAACACAACAACAGCCCGGCAAUGGACAAGUCAUGGUUUCAAGACACAAAGACUGGCAACGAGAAACAAGCCCACUAUUUUGUGCAAAUUCGCAAGCUUCAGGACGAACUUAUUCACCGUGAACAGCACAAUCUCAUCAACGCCAUGGAACGUUUAAAACAACUCACGUACCCUCGAAAAAGGCCAAUGAUUCGAAAUUUCGACAUCAAUACUUCCUCGGAUCCUCCUUCUAUGCAAAACUUCCCCGCAAGAAAUUUAAACUUGAGGAAAGAGGCGAAACACAAGGCCAUACAAGGAAAGGAACAGUCUGAGAUAAAACCUCUGUCUGGAAAACCAUUGAUCAGCAAACCCAGUGACAAGAAACAGGCUUCAUGUUACCAUCAUUUCUUUGUAAUGCCUCCACUUCUUAGUGAUAGAGACAUUGCAACGAUUGUGCAUAAUGCA
Orbicella faveolata is the source of this 665-nucleotide messenger RNA. RefSeq lists its product as uncharacterized. NCBI's taxonomy places the organism in Eukaryota, Metazoa, Cnidaria, Anthozoa, Scleractinia, Merulinidae. The record is from RefSeq and is a predicted model, not a curated record.